GUUUUGUUUUGAAGAUCACUUUGAACGGAACGAAAAACAGUUCGCUGGAAUUUCAACGAUAUUCUCUCUUUAUUUUUCCACUGUCUCAGUAUCUGUGAACCGCCUCGUCCAUAUAUGAUUAAUUCCCAAAGUUGUACUUAAUACAUAAAUAAAUAUAAUUAAAUAAGAAAAUUAUAACAAAGAGAGAGAGAGAGAGAGGAGGAGGAAUUCAACCGCAAAAAAUAACAAAUAAAUAAAUUAAGUGAAGGCAUUGCAGAAGGAAACGAUACCUAUCAAUAACAUCAAUGUCAAGUGCCAGUGCCUGGAACGACUUUAUUUUGUUAUUUCAAAUCCGGGGUCAUAGAAUUUCGUAUUGAAAACGGUCGAAUCAACGAAUCGUUGACUGAUUAACAGCUACAAUUCCUCUAAUAAGCGUAAAACGAACGGCAAAAUAAAAACAAUCAAACAAACACGAAAAACACACACAAAACGGAAUUUAGCAAAACACGUUUAUUGUUUUUUUGUUUUCAAGAGAAAAACGUUUAAAUAAAAAAACAUAAAAUAAGAAAAUAUAAUAUAUAUAUAUAUAGAGAAGCAGCAAGCCAGUUACCAGUUCCCACUUCCCUCUUUAAAGCCAAAUAUGAGCAAAAGCCCCACACACACGCACACACUCAGCUAACAAACUAAAGUAACUCAAGCUGCCGUGACCGAAACUCAAGACAGACACUCUUAGCCAACAUGGAGCGUUCACACAGUUGCAGCAAUUUCGAGGCCAAGUCAGUUGAAGCGGCAUCAGCAGCAGCAGCAGCCGCAACCUCGUCUCUGAGUUCCACAGUUCCCAUUAAGGGCCAGACUCUGGCCGGCAGCACGGACAACUUGCAGUCAAUGGAAGUGCAUUUUCCCCCCACAAAACCAUUGCGUAAGCGCAAAAGGUUACAACGCCAACAAUUGGCCAUUGAAGUGGACGAUGACUAUGACAUCGGUGAUGAUGAUCACGUUGUCGGCCAGAGGAAAAGUGAAUGCGAGUGCCUGGCCUAUGCUGGCGAUGUCGAAGAGGAAGAUGAGGAAGAGCUAGAUGCCUCAGAGAUGGAGAAUGCCUUUACCCAUGCCCGUUGUGCCCAUGUCUUGCCACAGCAGAGUCAGAAUGUUAUCUUGGCUCUGCAACGACACAUAUCCCGACGUUGUCUACGUCAUGAAGAGUCCUUUGAUUCCUGCCGCAGUAGUAGCACAGCUCCCGAACUGAGUCCACAGGCUUUGCGACAACAUCGUUUUAGUAGCCUCUUACUCAGAGAUUCCUCCACAUCAGUACAAUCGGAUUCCAGCCGCUACUCCAGUGUCGACAGUCUGUUGGAGUCACGCAAACCAGAUCCCGAGGCCAUUCUAAUUAAUUUGGGCUUUGGCCCUGCUGUUGGCUCGGAGGAUAUGCUUUCCCGUAUUCCAAAACGUUUUCUCAAACCCUCUCAAGUGCCGGGCAUCGAUACGGAGGCAUUUGUCAAGAGGCUUACGGUGGCCAGCUCCCUGGCGGAUUCCAGUGUUCUGGGCUAUCGUGGUCUUACAGGCAAUCCGGAUCAACCGCCCUCAUCGAUUGUGGCCAAAAUUAUGGAGCGUUUCGAGGUCAAUAAUCAGCGUAAACAGUCCAUGGGUUCCAUUGGCCAGACAAUACGCUGACAAAGAUUAUUAUCUAUAUUUUUUUAGUUAGUUUUAAAUUUUGUUGAUUAUAUUAAAUUUUUUGUGAUGUUGAUCUUGUCCAUUAGAUGUUAGUUAUGCCGCGUACUUAGCAAACUGUUUACUCUUUUAUAUAUAUAUGUACUUGUAUUUGAACUAUUGUGAACUCUAUUUAUUUAAGCAUUAAAGAGCCUAAGUCCAUUUGGAACUAUGAAAAUUUA
Drosophila willistoni is the source of this 1865-nucleotide messenger RNA. RefSeq lists its product as uncharacterized. NCBI's taxonomy places the organism in Eukaryota, Metazoa, Arthropoda, Insecta, Diptera, Drosophilidae. The record is from RefSeq and is a predicted model, not a curated record. The coding region runs from base 718 to 1647 and encodes 309 amino acids. Gene Ontology annotation, molecular function: signaling receptor binding. The transcript has a single exon.